AUGGCUGCGGUCACCCCAACAGCUGCUGGGAAUGGUGCGAAGAGUCCCACCACCCCAGCAUCACCAGUGGAAUCAACCACUUCACAAGCCUCAGGUGCAAAGCGAAAGCGAACAGUAGAACCCAAAUUCUAUGCAGUGAAAUUUGGAUUCCAGCCCGGAAUCUAUCACACAUGGAAUGACUGUUUAACGCAGGUGACCGGCUUCAAAGGCGCUGUCUUCCAAUCCUUCCCUACACACGAAGAAGCAAAUGCUUUCCUUACAGGCACGCAGACCCCUACCACAUCUAAUAGUACUUCUACGGGCACAAAAUUCUAUGGUGUACAGCGGGGACGAAAACCGGGCGUAUACACAGACUGGGCAGUGACACAGGACCAAGUGCGGGGAUUCCGUGGACCAAAGUUCCGCAAAUUUGCUACUUGGGCAGAGGCAGAUGAGUAUGUUCGACAGGGCACACAAACCCAAGAUGAGAUGCAAGCUACGCAGGAUGACAACAAAGACUCAUCUUUCAAGGUGAAGCUACCUGGAACACCUGGGAUGACAUCAGAGAUACCAAGAGACGCAGAUGGGAAUGAGUAUCCGAUCGGAACAGGCCCGUUGCCUCCCGGGGCGGUUGAUGGAUUCGAUCCCAACGUUGUUCUCGAUCCCGAGACAGGGAGAUUGAAAUACAGAUUGGCGCAUGAAAAAGUGCAGACGAAGCAGGUACCGGGGCGACCGGGACCCUUGAGAAUCUAUACGGAUGGUAGUUCCUUGAGGAAUGGUAGGAUGGGUGCCAAGGCGGGAGUUGGAGUUUAUUUUGGUCCGGGAGAUAAGAGGAAUGUCUCAGAGCCACUGAAAGGUAGCCGACAAACAAACCAACGCGCAGAGUUAACGGCAAUCAUACGCGCCCUGGACAUUGCGCCACGACAUAGGGACGUGACCAUAUUCACUGACAGCAAAUAUGCCAUCAACUGUGUGACAGUCUGGUUCGUCAACUGGCAACGCAACAAAUGGAUGACGUCGGAGGAUAAGCCGGUUGAGAACAAAGACCUGAUCCAGUCCAUUCUGGAGAAGAUCCAGGAGCGAGCUGUAUUGAAUGUCAAGACGUUGUUUGAAUGGGUACGUGGACAUAAUCGGGAUCCCGGUAAUGAGGCAGCCGACCGGCUAGCGGUUAAUGGGGCGCGGAGUGCCGCGAUCGAGACCGCAAAUAUUGGAGAUAAUGAUGAGAAUUUGUCCGAUGAUGAGGGCGGGGGUCAAGUUGGGGUUGGAAUCGACGGUGAUUGA
Messenger RNA from Paracoccidioides brasiliensis Pb18, 1260 nucleotides. RefSeq names its product RNA-DNA hybrid ribonuclease. The coding region runs from base 1 to 1260 and encodes 419 amino acids. The record is from RefSeq and is a predicted model, not a curated record. Gene Ontology annotation, molecular function: nucleic acid binding; RNA-DNA hybrid ribonuclease activity. Gene Ontology annotation, biological process: DNA replication, removal of RNA primer. The transcript has 3 exons.